Toxoplasma gondii ME49 is the source of this 1871-nucleotide messenger RNA. RefSeq lists its product as hypothetical. The record is from RefSeq and is a predicted model, not a curated record. The coding region runs from base 607 to 1299 and encodes 230 amino acids. Lineage: Eukaryota; Apicomplexa; Conoidasida; Eucoccidiorida; Sarcocystidae. The transcript is spliced from 5 exons.
GAGCAAAGACGCGCAGAGUAGGCGAACUUUGAGUUCAUUGUGGCAACAAGAAGUCCGGAAAUGCGCGAGGAAAACCUGGGACCGGAGAAAUUUACGGAUGCUCAAUUUGAGGAGCUUCGCACUUGUCGGGUUGCUUAUCCUGAGUGUUUGGCUAGCCCUCUGGCCGCGAGCUUCAGCGCUGAUGAAAGCGUGCAACAGAGACCGUAUCCCUCUCACCAGGCACCAGCACAUGAAUCAGUCCAAAAACCAGUCCAGUCUGCCGAGGAAGAGGUGUCGCUUGUUAGAGGGUGUGAAUAUUUUCGGGGAUAUUUUGAACUCGAAGACCAACGUGUCUCUUGUGUAACUUCGCGACACGUGGAUCGGCGGCUUGCGCGUGGGUGAGUCGAGCUUGCGGCUGACACCUUCGUCCGGCAACAACCCAGAAACUGGGAAAGGCAAUUGUCGGUUGACGAGUUUGUAAAUACGACUUCUUCUGUGCGAUCUUCCUUCCAAAGCGAUUUCUGACCACGCGGUUGACCCCCUACUUUUCUUGAAUGGCUAGAGACGCCAGCUUCAUCGGUAUUUGACCGCGUCAGUCUUCUAGUUGACGUCCCAACGCGUGCCAGGAUGUCUGACAGAACAGGAACAGACGAGGCGAAGCCAAAGGGGUCUGCUGGAAAACCUGUCGGCGGGCCAAGCAAGGUCCACGCCCAAGUUCAGCAGCUCUUCGCUCGAAUGCAGCAAGAAAUUGAAGACGAGAAACCAGCGAAUGUCAUUUUCUUCAUCGUUGACUUCCUCUGCAAGCAUUACCCUGAGCAUCUAUCGGGUUUCGCGGCAAUCUGGAAUGCAGACCCCGACCUAGAGAAGGAGAGGCAGGGCGUCGUCGAAUUUUUCCGAGCGCAGAAACUUCCCACGGAAAUUGCAGCCCACUUCACGAACGCGGGUUUUGACACACUGGAGACUCUGUGCACGCUGACAUCCGAGUCUUUGGAUGAUAUUGAGAAGUUCAACCAGGUUCGCUGGCUCCCGGGACACAAAGUCAGAUUGCAACAAACAUUCGCAGACAUCGCUGGACGUGUUCGAACAUUCACUGAGGAUAAGGAGAACCUCGUCCGGGCCAUGAGAGCAUCAAUGUACUGUCAGCACUCCCAGCUGAUGAACAAACCAAAUUUUGUUCCAUCUCACCCUGUAACAGUAAUUCAGGGCUCAUCACCCUCUGCGAGUCCCCCCUGCUAUUUCGCGCCGCAAAGCUCUUCCCCUCUCACUCUCCCCGCAUCCACGACACACCGAUCAAAUCUUUACAGUCCCGUCUACCAGUAGAAGCUCCAAGAGCCGUUGGGUUUCCGGCGGCAAAAUUUAUCAUGUUUUCUAGGCAUUUUGUUUUAUUUUGGUCAGUAUGGUUUCUAUGGGAUGUAAGGAUGCGGUGUAGUUGCAGGUUUUAAUGCCCUUGGUAAGAACUACGCUGACUUACUGCCGUCAUUGCUCAUAACUGAAGAAACCACAUCAAUCGUCUUUCUCAAUCGAAACCGCGUCCACCAUUCAGAGAAGCAGCGUUCUUGAACGGCUCCACUUGGUCUUUUCCAGAUUCGCUUUCAAGUGCGUUCAGUUUUGGCGUUCACUUUGUCAUUGUCUUCUCCUUUAUCUACUCAUGGCAAAGUCGCGUGUGUUGUGUGCUGCAUCGCUUUCUUUGGGGGAUGGCGUUUGUCGGUUCUGUGCUGGGUCUCUGAACUACUUAUUCGAUCUUGGCAAGCAAGCCGCUUCUUACCGUAAUUGAGCGGCCCGUUGUGCAAUCGUUUCUUAUGCCAUGACUCGGCAGACUCGAGUUCUCUGGGUUGUAUGAAACGAACUGCCUGAUUCUGCGCCGAAUUUUCUAUGAACAUCAGUUGUCUCCG